Messenger RNA from Sordaria macrospora k-hell, 1446 nucleotides. The record is from RefSeq and is a predicted model, not a curated record. NCBI's taxonomy places the organism in Eukaryota, Fungi, Ascomycota, Sordariomycetes, Sordariales, Sordariaceae.
AUGUCUACCAAGAGGAAAGCGCUCGCCCUGGUCAAGCCUGUGGUGAAGCCCAGUGCCAAAGUCGCAACCAAGUCCAAGAUCGACGAGACAAGGACGGCCGUCUCGACCGGCCCAGCACUCAAGUCUGCCACCAAGGCCGCCCCCGAAACCAUUGAGAUCUCCAGCGACUCCUCCAGCCAUUACUCCGACUCCGACAAUGAAGACAUGAACAGCGACAACGAGGCCGAGGCUACUGUUGAGAAGACCACCAAGAACACCUCCGAGCCUGCUACUACUCAACAAGACGAAGCCGCUUCUGACGCCGAGAACGACGACGACGACGCCUCUCCCACAUUCGGUGACCUCGCCCGUGGCAACGCCACCAUCGACGUCGCCUCCGCCCUCGCCGCCCAAGAAUCUGCCGCCGCCGAUGCCUCCAAGGCCAAGACUAUCACCGUCCAGCGCGCCAACGGCCAGACCACCAUCUCCGCCACCUCGCUCGGCACCGUGCUCAACCAAGCCCUGCGCACCGACGAUUCGGACCUCCUCGAAUCGUGCCUGCAGACCUCUGACCCCAAGAUCAUCACCAACACCAUCACGCGCAUGGACUCCGCUCUCGCGGGCGUCUUGCUCUCCAAGCUCGCGGCUCGCAUGCACCGCCGUCCUGGUCGUGCUUUCGGUUUGAUGAAGUGGAUCCAGACCACCCUCGUCGCGCACGGCGGGUCGCUUGUUGCGCAGCCCGAGGUCGUGGCCAGGCUGGGCGAGCUUAACCGGGUGCUGGAGGAGCGGGCGCGUGGACUGCCUGCGCUUUUGGCGCUCAAGGGAAAGCUGGAUAUGUUGGAUCAGCAGAUGCGGUGGAGGAAGUUCAUGAAACAGGGCGGUGGCAAGGAAGAGCAGGAGAAUGGCGAGGAGAGUGAAGAGGAGGACGAUGUUGAUGAGCCUGGUGUGGUGUACGUGGAGGGUGAUGAGGACAAUGAGAGCAAGUCCGCUGUUAACGGCGGUGCUGAGGAAGACUUUGCGCUUAUAGAUGUUGGUGCCGAUGGCGAGUCGGACGAGGAGGAGGGUGAUGAUGAUGAUGAGGAUGAGGAAGACGAUGAGGAGUUUGAUGAUGCCGAGAGUCUUGACGAGGACGAGGUUGAUCACGAUGAUGUUGAGGAGAGCGGUGAUGAGGAUGAGGAGGACGAUGAUGAGGAUGAUGAGGAGGAGGCGCCACCAGCCAAGGUGCAGAAGACGUCGUUGAAAUUCGCAAAGAGGAAAAGGUCGAGGAAGAGGACGGUCGUGCCCCCGCCACCCAGUCUCAACAACAAGCGCAAACUCGGCCAGAACAACCUCAACAAGAGCAACCUCACCAAGAUCUGCCUCUACAACAAGAGCAACCUCAAUCACGAGAAGAGGAGCAAUAGUACCAAGCCGAAACCCCUCAGCAGAGACGGUUCCGGGAGUGGGAAGAGGAGGGGGAAAGCUUAA